Dermacentor andersoni is the source of this 5786-nucleotide messenger RNA. Its product is annotated as tetraspanin-33-like. NCBI's taxonomy places the organism in Eukaryota, Metazoa, Arthropoda, Arachnida, Ixodida, Ixodidae. The record is from RefSeq and is a predicted model, not a curated record. Gene Ontology annotation, cellular component: plasma membrane.
GACAUACACAGCGCUGUGUAUGUCGUCUGUCGCUGUCCUUGUUCUUCGCGCUGUACGUUAUUUUUGCGACUAUAGUAACACCGAACCAAAAUUUUAAUGAGAAUGUUAAACUUUCGUGUUGCUGUUCUUGCAACUAAAUGCCUACAAUUGGCUUUUUAAAAAAAGUAGGCAGGGGAAUGCUAUCUGAUGGUAUUCUUGCAUACUUGGUUAGAUGUGGAAGUCCCAAGGUACUCGAGUUUGAGAAUCUCUGUACUAAGUCAUAUUAAAGAGAAAAGCAGUUCGAUUCAUCUAAAAAUUCAUCUACAAAAAAGCAGUUUGAUUCAUCUACAAUACAUAUGGGCGUAGUUCUGUUACUACCCUUUUAUCUCGGAGCAGCUUGCCUUCUAUAGGUGAUAGAAAUCGUGUGUGUCGUCUAAAAUUCUUUUUCCAACUAAUAAAUGGUCACUACAAUAUCGACACGUCUCACAUUAUCACCUAUACAACAGGUUACGCUACCAGACAGCGACACUCACUAGCUGUAACUCCAUUUACAACACAUGUCAACUGCUUCAAAUAUUCAUUUUUUCCUAGAACUAUAGCAGAAUGGAAUGAGCUGGCCGAUAAAACUGUAGCACAGGACUCAUUGUCACUUUUAGAGACCUACCUUUAUUUAAAAAAAAAUUUUUUUGCACUUGCUGAGAUUGUUGGUGAUAGCACUGUUUGACUGUAUGAUUGGGAAAGAUAGCUGAAGUAACGUUGAGGAGCUUGUUUUUGCGCCUGUUUUUUGCACUUUUGUGAAGCGCUUGUGUGAAGAAUUUUUUUAGUGCAGUUCCCCAUUUUUGUAUUUCUUUUGUUUUGUAAACUUACUCGUGUACCAUGCUGCUAAGAUCUUGUUUAAGAUCGCAGUAUUUAUAAAUAAAUAAAUAAAAUAAAUAAAUAAAAGUUCUCGUGCUUACAGUGUGAAAUUGCACCUCCGUCUAAGGUGCGCCACUGGGAUGAAACACCUGAUUCUAGCUCAGCAUGACAUAAAAACCUAAAGUUAAAUUACAUUAGGGGCUGUUUUAUGCUUACAGGUUAAGCAUCCCUGUCUUGUUCUGUGUUUUGCAAAAAAGCCAGCACACUGGUCUGAAGUCAUCAUGGAAUCAAACCUUAGAAUGCUUGUUUUAAAUGGUUUCAGCAGUAUUCGGGGAGCAGCCGUGAUUUGUGCCAAAUUGUCUCAGCUUGGCUCUGACUGCUUCUAUGACUGAAAUGAAUUUCAUUCUUUUAUGCUGGGACAAAAACUCGAAGCUACUGUGCAACAACUAGACAUUGCUCUUGCCCUCUCUUCUUGCCAUGAAUGAUUACGAUUUCUAAUGCCAUAUUUUUGAAAUUAUGUAGUGAGAAAUAGUCACCUAGCCCAGGCGAGCUACUUGCAUGUUACCAUAUCGUAAUCUAACAGUUUGCCCAUCUCUGCUUUAUCUCGUAAUGUCUGUAAUGUCGAUGUGACCAUGUCUGUAAGGAUCCCACUCCCAUCUCAUCCUUGCUUUUCCUUCCCCCCCCCCCAUCAAUACUCUAUGUUUCUUUUGCUUGUCUUGACUACUGACGAAUUCACGCUCUCAUCAGCAUAAACCAUGGAACUUUUGGAAGGUGGACGUUCUGUACAGUUCUAGCUGAAUUAAUGUCUUGGCAUUCAAUUACAAUGGAUUGAUUUGUCCCUGGACAUAACACACAUACAUGUGGUGCCCUCCUAAGGGUAGGCAAGAAAGUGCAUAAAACCUCUUCCUUGCCCAGUACCAACGAAGUAGUGCUGGUUCACUGGCAUGUGCCUUUCGGUAUGUCAUCUUGGCAGAGUAUGGUAGGCUUCCCUGCAGCGCCCUUCUAUGGAAGAUCAAGGAAGUGCAUAAACCUGCUGACAUUAGAAGGUGACAGAAAUACUGUUCCCUUCGUGUAAGUGGCACAUACCGAUCAUGGGGGUUUGAUCCAGAAUCGGACACUCUGCAUAGCAUGCCUUGAAGUGGUUUGGAAAAUAAGAUAACUGAUAUGCUGGGGAAAGACUUGUUAUUGAGCAGUCAAUUUUCAGAUAUCUUAGUGUAGUGAAUCUAAAGAAAAAAAAAAAAAAAAUUAUACUGAUUUUAGAAAGGCAUGUGAUGUGACCCAAGAAUUCAUUAAUUCAUAGCUUUGGAAACAUUUCUUUGGUUGCAAAUACCCCUGAAUGGCCUGCUGUCAAGUCGCUUCCCUGUCUUCUUUCUUAUUCAGAUGUGACCACACUUCCUUUGCCAUAUGAUGUGUAACCUUUGUUCACUACCUUCAAUAUACUUAACAUGGGAAGGGAACUUUCUCUUGCAACACUGCUAUACAAGAUGUGAAGAACCUGCUUUGAAUUUGUCUUGGACUUCAUCAAGCCCGUCUUCAUCACCUCUGUACAACAGGCCUUAACCCAGUACACUCUUCUAACAUUGAACGUUAGAGUCAUGGAUCCCUCUACCAUUCCCUAUUAAACUUCCUGCUUGAAACAAAUAAUUUUGUGUGUGUGUGAGCACAUCUUUGUAUUAUUCCCAAAGGCAAGCUUCCGAGCUAAAAAAAGAAAGUUUGACUUGCAACAAACUAAAUUUUUAUUCUUGUAUGCUGUGCUACGAAGCUACUGUUUGACAGACAAAAUCUGAGUGCUCUGAAUUUACUCAUAUGCCAGUUAAAAAUAAUGGACAAGGAUUGAAAUGGCAUUAGUGUGCAUGUGAAUUUGUAUCAGAACAUUUUGGGCGCAUUUGUUCUUUCAUGGGCUGGUAGCAUAUGCCACACUAUUCCAAAGAAGAAAAAGAAGAGCUGCUUGUUCUCGGCACCAAGGCCAGCUUGUCGUCAGAGGGACUCGUCAAAGUGCAUUUGUCUCAACCAUGGAGGAGGAAUCGGCCAAGGCGCGUUUUUUCCUCAAAGACGUUGAUGGAGCCGAGGAACUGAGAUUCGUGUCGACUUCGGAGAAACUGGAGCCCGUCCACUAUGUCUCUGUUGCCACCCAAACAAAAGAUCUUGGUGCCGUGAGCUCUCCAACACGUCCUGUUGCACCGUCACCCGAUGUUGGCACGGAGGCAGCAAUGCUCAACCUGGACGUGAACCCUUUUGUGCGCUACCCACUCAUCAUCAUGAAUUGUGUUCUCUGGGUCCUUGGCCUCGUCCUUUUUGUUGGCGGCCUGUAUGCCUACAUAGGCACGUCAUUGCGGGCCAGUGUUCCUGAGUCCUCGGAAGCUGUUCUCAACAUCUACAGUCAGCUGGUGGUGCAUGUGGAGGUGACGGUGAUGCUGGUGGGCACGCUGCUGGUGUUGCUUUCCUUCUGCGGCUGCGUCGGGGCACUGCGCGAGAACACCUGCCUGCUGAAUGCCUACUCGUCGCUCAUCACUGCCCUGCUGCUGCUCAACCUCAUCGUGGGCCUGCUGGUGUUCUCGCUGCCCGCGCAGCUGAAGCGCAUGCUACGCAACACGUUGAGCACACACCUCGUCAUGCACUACCGGGACAGCCCCGACUUGCAGCACCUCAUCGACUCCAUUCAGGAGGACCUGCAGUGCUGCGGGCUGUCGCAGAGAAGUUUCCGGGACUGGAAUGGCAACAUGUACUUCAACUGCUCACGAACAAAUCCCAGCAGUGAGCGCUGCUCAGUACCUUACUCCUGCUGCAGGCGAAACAGCACUCUAGAGGUGGUGAACUUGAGCUGUGGUCAGGGCGUGUUGAACAGGACCGACUAUGACGCAUGGUUCACCAUCUACACUGGCAACUGCGUCGAUGCAGCACAUCGAUAUAUGCGGGAAAACGUCACCAUCAUAACGGGAACUUGCCUGGUUUUUGUGAUCCUGCUCGCCUUUGUGCAAAUGGUCACGCAGGCACUGGUCGACGAAAUAUUUAUCAUUCGGCGCAUUUAUGGGAAGGUAUAUGAUCGCCUCUAUGACAUUCACGCCAGUGCAGAAAACACGGAAUGACAUCUAAUAAACGUAUAUGAUUUUGUGUGUAAAGUUGUCAUUUGAUUUAUGACCAAUUCUCUUAAAUCGUAAUAGCAUUUUUUCAGCACAAUUCUAGCCCUUGUGUCAACUGCUCUGAGUUGGUCAAUGUUUUUCAAUGUUGUGGACUGGAAAUAAUUGUACAGGAUAUACUUUGAAGUGGAGUCCACCCUCUGUCUCAAUUGUACUCAAUAUGCAGCAAAAAUUCCUAGAGAAAAGAUUUUCACUAUUGAGACUGUGUUGAGUACAUCGUUUUGGAUUGCAUGGGUUUCUCUCUCCUUACAUAGAAAAGGCACAACUCAUUCCCAAGCGCUUGACUUUGCUGUGUUGAUGUGGGAAAGCAUGAUGCUGCUGCAAUGUUGAUAAAGAAGGGCUGUCUACAGCUAUUCUAAAUCUUUGCAAUGAUUGCAGCUAAUGGCAGUAAUAGUGAUACAACAGAAUAUCAGUGCUAAUUAAUGUACCCGCAUUAGCACCUGAGUACUGUCUUUCCUAAUUUUCUUUUCUCCUGCUUGGCUAGGUUGCUAAGUAUUGUUGGCCACCUGAUCUAAUGGAAAUAGCUGUUGCAAUAUUGUGAAUAUUUUGGCACUCACUUUGUAGUAAUGGUGUGACUCUUGUAUCACAGUUAGCAGCGGUAUAAUUAUUCAUAUUGUUGCAGCAUUUGCAAUUCCAGUUCAUGAUUAUUGUGCACACAUUUACUCAUCAAAUCAUAUAGCAAGCAUAUAAUAGUUAUAUUAAAAAGCUUGUCAGUACUCCUUUGACAAUUUCAGUAGGGACUGUCUUUGAAUGUUCUAGUGCAUAGCAUCUCGUUAUUGUGCGAGUUUUUCUCAAUUUUUUUUUCUCUUUUGCCUUUUAUUCCCUUUACCCCUUUCCCCAGCACAGAGUAGCCAGCCGGUACUUACACUGGCUAACCUCCCUGCUUUUCCUCCCCUUUUGUGUGUGUGUCUCUCUCUCUCUCUCUCUCUCUUAGUAUUGGGACAGACAAAAUAGUGCGUUAAAUAGCACGCAGGCUGAAAAUUUGGGCAAAUUGUAAAAAAUUUCCAUAUUAAAAAGUGCAAAAAAGUUUGUUAGCCAACCUCCACUAGCUCUGACUGAUGAAUAGUUUAGUUAUUUGCAAUCAGUAAAAUAUCCUCGAAGCUGUUGAUAUGGGGCAUACCCAAUCACCUUUUGUUUUCACAGGUGCAUUGUUCAGGUCUUCCUCCUAAUAUUUGUUUUAUUGCAGUACCGACUAUAUAGACACUACGGGCAUAAUUACGCUGUCAGCGUCCCCGUGAUGUUCAGUAUAUAUAGAAGUAUAUAUUGAAUAAACAUAAGAUAUCUUGGCGGCUGAAUUCAAACAAAAGACUAACACAGCAGUCCGACACUCUACCCACUAGGCCAUGGCCCCUUAUCUCAGAAGGUGGAAUAGAACAUACUAAAAAUUUCCUGUGUGCAAGACGUCAGUGUUUCAUAGCUGCGAAGGCAUUGUUCCUUCUACCCAACAGAAGUCACCUUGUAUGCUGCAUCAUGCCAAUAUGUAGCACUUGCGUAUAGUUUGAACACUGUUUGAAGAGUUGUCAUGGUCGCUGUUGCCCUUUCAACGUGUGGCUUAUACCUAGGAUGGAUUUGCCAGAAAAUGGGCGGAUUAUUCCAAGUUAUAACCACAAAUAACCAUUCAAGACUGCUGUACAUAUAAACAGGACAUUCGGUGUGACUUCAUGAGAAAUUCCUGGACUACGGAACAAACAUCCUUGUGGUUGAAUCCCAGAGUAGAGGCCUCAAGCAAAAAGGGUCCCAAGUGCAACGCUAAACCUUGCUAUUGCUGUCAAUGCUUUGCACUUUCAGUAAAACUGCCACUUUUCUUGUUGCAGA